Messenger RNA from Cordyceps fumosorosea ARSEF 2679, 426 nucleotides. RefSeq lists its product as hypothetical. The coding region runs from base 1 to 426 and encodes 141 amino acids. NCBI's taxonomy places the organism in Eukaryota, Fungi, Ascomycota, Sordariomycetes, Hypocreales, Cordycipitaceae. The record is from RefSeq and is a predicted model, not a curated record. The transcript has a single exon.
AUGUCUGGCAAAACCGAGGAGCAGCCGCCGCCUUACGGAGGUGCCCCUAAUCCUCCCAAGGCCACAUACCCAGGCCCAGGCCCAUCGCAAUCGCCAUAUCAACAAAACGAACCAUACAAUCCUCCUCAGCAGCAGGGGCAGCAGCAAUACUACCAGCCCGGCCCGCAGAUGGGAUACCACCAACAACAGCAAGGCCCUUACGGCCAACCGCAGUACGGCCAACAGCCAUAUGGACAGCAGCCAUACGGCCCUCCUCAAGGACAAUACCAGCAGGGACCGUAUCAGCAAGGUCCUUAUUACCAACAGCAGGGUCCUCCCCAAGGCAACUCCGGCAACAACGACAGAGGCAUGGGGGCUGCUACUGGCAUUCUCGGCGGUCUCGCUGCGGCUUGCGCGUGCUGCUGCUGCAUGGACAUGCUGUUUUAA